AUGAACCGGGAUAAAGUGCAGGCUGGCGAAUCCAUCGUGCCUGCCGCUGUGAUCGUGGUCGCUCCGCGGGACGGCAUGGACGACAAGCGGCUCGCUGCCGGAGAAUUGCCCGUGUUUAACUGCGCUGGAGAGAGAGACGCUUUACCGGCGGAGAGUCGAGAAACCUCACCGAGACACGAGCCCUCACCCGCCGGCGCGCCUCCUACAGUCCACAGGACAACCUCCUUCUCGGUUUUGGACAUUUUGGACCCCAAUAAAUUUACUAGUAAGAAGCAAACACCUAACAGGACAGGUUGUGAUUUCACGUUUGGUGCGGAAAACAGAAGCGAUGACUCAAACCACACGAUGGACCUCAAGUCUUAUCAAGAGGACUACGACUGUAAAAAAACAUCAGGGAUUUUAAAAGACGGAUUUGUGUUCCGGUCAGAUGAAUGCGAGGCUGAUUUGACCCGAGGGCAUCAGUCGGACAGCGAGCUGCAGGAGGACCUGUGCAGCGAGGAGAGCAGCGGCCUUAUGAUAGGAAACAACGACGCCGAGUUUGGACAGCACGAGGACGACGACUCACUAAGUAAAAGUCCAGAAGGACAGCAGACUCAACAGUCCUCAUCAAACGGACAGAAUCACUCGGUCAAACCCAAACGUAAGCGCUCCGGUUCAGACUCCAAGUCUGGCAAACCCAGAAGGGCCCGAACUGCGUUCACGUAUGAGCAGCUGGUGGCUCUGGAGAACAAAUUUAAGUCGACGCGAUACCUGUCCGUGUGCGAACGCCUCAACCUGGCGCUGUCUUUAAGCUUGACAGAGACUCAGGUGAAAAUAUGGUUUCAGAACCGCCGGACCAAGUGGAAGAAACAGAACCCGGGAGCAGACACGAGCGCACCGACCAGCGGGGGUGGAGGAGGACCGAGCAGCGGGCUGGGCAGCCUGAGUCCUCUGAGCCCGUCUCCUCCUAUGGGCGGUCAUCUGUCCAUGCACGCCAGCUAUCCGGGUCACACGCCAGGAGGACUCGUCUGCACCACUCAAUUGCCCUUUCUGCCGGGUCACGCGGUACUGUCACCCUUCAUGCUCGGCUCUCAGACUUACGGAGCUCACACAUUUUACGCGCCGCACUUAUAAGAAAUCAUCUUCAGGAGAUCUUGUCCCGGAUCGGAAGAAACCUUGUCCGGUCAAAUCCGGCACAGGAACAUUUUUAACUUGAAGCACUAUGCUGUUACACAGUUUUUGACAAACCUAUCAAAUGUCUUUGCAAGUGAGAUGUAGCAAACAUUCUUCAACUGUGGCAAGCCCAGAAUUAAGUUUAGGAAUAAUUUUCCUCAUGUCCGGCAAUACAUGCUAAUAAUUAGAUUUCAUUACAAUAUGCUUCAUUUUGAUAAAAUGUGAAUAUUUCUCAAGGUCAAACUGUAUAUAUUCAGUUAUUAUGAAACGUGUUUAGACAUUAACUUUGAAUGCACAUGAAUUAAACGAUAUGUAGGCCUACUGAAACAAAGAAUGAGAUUGGACUAAAAUCGUGUAAACAUAAGCCUAAUGAAAAGUUUUUUUGUUUUUCUUUUUCUGUGGGCCAUAUUAUUUAAUUUUGACGUUGCAUAGACUAUGCUAUUAUUUAAUUGUUUGUCUCACAAUUAAUUGGUUGAAAUAAAAUU
Messenger RNA from Sinocyclocheilus grahami, 1637 nucleotides. Its product is annotated as NK1 transcription factor-related protein 2-like. Gene Ontology annotation, cellular component: nucleus. Gene Ontology annotation, biological process: regulation of transcription by RNA polymerase II; cell differentiation. The transcript is spliced from 2 exons. The record is from RefSeq and is a predicted model, not a curated record. The coding region runs from base 1 to 1113 and encodes 370 amino acids. Lineage: Eukaryota; Metazoa; Chordata; Actinopteri; Cypriniformes; Cyprinidae. Gene Ontology annotation, molecular function: RNA polymerase II cis-regulatory region sequence-specific DNA binding; DNA-binding transcription factor activity, RNA polymerase II-specific.